This is a messenger RNA of Electrophorus electricus (electric eel), 8094 nucleotides long. RefSeq names its product kalirin RhoGEF kinase b (gene kalrnb). NCBI's taxonomy places the organism in Eukaryota, Metazoa, Chordata, Actinopteri, Gymnotiformes, Gymnotidae. Gene Ontology annotation, biological process: intracellular signal transduction; axon guidance. Gene Ontology annotation, cellular component: postsynaptic density; extrinsic component of membrane; cytoplasm. Gene Ontology annotation, molecular function: guanyl-nucleotide exchange factor activity; protein binding. The record is from RefSeq and is a predicted model, not a curated record.
AAAAAUGAAUUCUGCGGAGGCAGCAGAAGAAGGACCGAACGAUCCAGAUACGGACCCGUUUUUCAAGACAGUUCCUUCCCUCUCAUCGGGAUCUCUGAGGAAUGAUGGCAUAAAGGCAGCGGAUGUUUUAACGGUUCUGAGGGAAAAGGUAGCCUUUGUAUCAGGAGGGCGAGACAAGCGAGGAGGGCCCAUCCUCACCUUCCCUGCCCGCUGCAAUCACGACCGGAUAAAGCAGGAAGACCUGCGGAGGCUGGUGACUUACCUCUCCACUGUGCCCAGCGAGGACGUUAGUAAGCGUGGGUUCACCGUCAUCAUCGACAUGCGUGGCUCUAAAUGGGACCUCAUCAAGCCGCUGUUGAAGACGCUGCAGGAGGCAUUCCCAGCUGAGAUCUCCGUGGCCCUCAUCAUCAAACCAGACAACUUCUGGCAGAAGCAGAAGACCAACUUCGGCAGUGCCAAGUUCACCUUUGAGACCAGCAUGGUGUCGGUGGAGGGCCUGACCAAACUCGUGGACCCGUCUCAGCUGACGGCCGACCUGGAGGGAACGCUGGAGUACGACCACGUGGAGUGGACGGAGCUGCGCGUCUCCCUGGAGGAGUUCACAGGCGGCGCUCUUCACCUCCUCUCCCGCCUGGAGGAACUACAGGAGGCACUCUCGCGGCAGGAGAUGGCCGCCGACUCGGAGGAGGCGCGACGGCUGCUGGAGGAGCACGCACGGCUGAGGAAGACCGUGACGAAGGCGCCGGUGGAUGAGCUGGACUGCGAGGGCCAGAGACUGCUACAGAAGAUCCGGGACAGUGGCAACGGGAGGCUGUCGGGGGGGCCCGACUUCCAGAGCCUGGUGCCCAGAGUCGCCGCCCUGCUGGACAAGCUUCAGGCCACGCGGCAGCACCUGCUGCAGUCCUGGCACGAACGAAAGCAGCAGCUGGACCAGUGCUUCCAGCUGCGCCUGUACGAACAGGAUGCGGAGAAGAUGUUCGAAUGGAUAGGGCACAAUAAAGAGCUCUUCCUACAGACUCACACAGAGAUCGGAGUGAGCUACCAGCAUGCUACGGACCUGCAGACGCAGCACGACCACUUCGCCAUGAACUCUAUGAACGCCUACGUGAACAUCACGCGGAUCAUGUCGGUGGCAGCACGGUUGAGCGAGACGGGUCACUACGCGGCUGAGCACAUCCAGGAGGUGUCGGCUCGGCUGCACGAGGACUGGAAGAGCCUGGCCUCGGCGCUGGAGGAGCGCAGCGCUAUCCUGGCCAUGUCCUCUGCCUUCCACCACAAAGCUGAGCAGUUCCUGUCAGGCGUCGAGGGCUGGGUGAAGACAUGCAGCGAGGGUGGGUUGCCGACGGCGAUGCAGGAGCUGGAGCUGGCCAUUCACAGCCACCAGAACCUCUACGAGCAGGUGACCACAGCGUACACUGAGGUCAGUCAGAAGGGGAAGACCCUGCUGGAUGUGCUGCAGAGACCGCAGCCUGCGCCUGAUACGGGCUCAGUGACGGCGGGCACAGACUACGCCCCGGCCGUGCGCGGGGUACUGGACGUGGUACACGAGGUGGUGCACCAGUACCGCCACAUGGAGGGUCUGCUACAGCACCGCAAGCUCCGCCUACAUCAGCGACUGCAGCUGUGUGUAUUCCAGCAGGACGUACAGCAGGUGCUGGACUGGAUUCAGAACCAUGGAGAGGCAUUUCUUAGUAAACACACUGGAGUGGGAAAGUCAGUGCAUCGGGCAAGAGCUCUACAGAAACGACACGAUGACUUCCAGGAGGUGGCGCAGAACACAUACACUAAUGCCGACAAGCUAUUAGAGGCAGCAGAGCAGUUGGCUCAGACUGGGGAGUGUGACCCGGAAGAGAUCUACGCUGCAGCUCAUCACCUGGAGGUCAGAGUUCAAGAGUUUGUAAGGAGAGUGGAGCAAAGAAAACUACUGUUGGAUCUUUCUGUGUCCUUCCAUACACACACCAAAGAGCUGUGGUCAUGGAUGGAGGAGCUCCAGAAGGGCCUGGUGGAGGCCGUAUGCUCGGAGUCGGUGGAUGCCGUGCAGGAGCUCAUCAGGCAGUUCCAGCAGCAGCAGAGCAGCACGCUGGACGCCACGCUCAACGUGGUCAAGGAGGGCGAGGAACUCAUCCAGCACCUCCGGGACUCUGCAUUGGCCAGUAACAGGCUGCCCCAUGCCAGCUCUGUGGCCCAUAUUGAGAGUGUUCUGCAGCAGCUGGAUGAGACCCAGGCUCAUAUGGAAGAACUGUUCCACGAACGCAGGAUUAAACUGGACAUCUUCCUGCAGCUGCGCAUCUUCGAGCAGUACGCCCUGGAGGUAACAGGUGAGCUUGACGCUUGGAAGCAGGACUUGUUGAGGCAAGCGUCAGACUUCAACACUGAGGAUCUAGCGCUGGCUGAGCAGAGGCUCCACCGGCACACUGAGCGCAAGCUGGCCAUGAACAACAUGACCUACGAGGUCAUCCAGCAGGGUCAGGACCUGCACCAGUACAUCAUGGAGGUGCAGGCCUCAGGUAUGGAUCUCAGUGGAGAGAAGGACCUGGAUCUGGCUGCUCAGGUCCAGGAGCUGCUGGAAUUUCUGCACGAGAAACAACAUGAGCUGGAGCUGAGUGCCGAACACACACACAAGCGCCUGGAGCAAUGUUUACAGCUGCGCCAUCUACAGGCUGAGGUCAAACAGGUGCUAGGCUGGAUCCGUAACGGCGAGUCCAUGCUCACAGCCAGCAUGGUGAACGCGGGCUCUUUGUCCGAGGCGGAGCAACUACAGAGAGAGCAUGAGCAGUUUCAGCUCGCAAUCGAGUCCCUGCUCCACGCGGACUCGCUGCAGCGGACCCACCAGAGCGCGCUGCAGCUCCAGCAGCGGGCGGAGGCGAUGCUUCAGGCGGGACACUACGACCCGGAUGCGGUGCGUGCCUGCGCUGAGACCGUGGCGCUCCACUGGCAGACCCUCAUGCUCAAGAUGGAAGACAGGCUCAAGCUGGUCAACGCCUCUGUCGCCUUCUACAAGACCUCUGAGCAGGUGUGUAACGUGCUGGAGAGUUUGGAGCAGGAGUACCGGAGGGACGAGGACUGGUGUGGGGCGCAUGACAAGCUCGGCUCUGCGUCGAACACGGACCAUGUGGCUCCACUCAUCAGCAAACACCUGGAGCAGAAAGAGGCCUUUCUCAAGGCCUGCACCCUAGCCCGACGAAAUGCAGAGGUCUUUCUGAAGUAUAUCCACCGCAACAAUGUGAGCAUGUCAGGGGUCACUAGCCACAACCGGGCACCUGAAACACAGGUCAAAGCCAUUCUUAGUGAGCUCCUUCAGAGAGAGAAUCGGGUCUUACAUUUCUGGACCCACAAGAAAAAGCGUUUGGACCAGUGCCAGCAAUAUGUGCUGUUUGAGCGCCAUGCCAGGCAGGCGCUAGACUGGCUGCAGGAGACUGGGGAGCAGUAUUUGUCCACACACACAUCUCCAGGCGAAACCACCGAGAGAACACAGGAGCUGCUCAGAGAGUAUGGGGACUUUCGUGUGUCUGCAAAGCAAACACAGGAGAAAGUGAAGCUGCUGAUCCAACUCGCUGGUAGCCUGGUGGAGAAGGAUCACGGCCAUGUUAGCGAGCUCAAGAGGUGGGUGUCCACGGUGGACCGCCGCUACCGCGACUUCUCCCUCCGCAUGGGCCAGUACCGCUCCAGUCUGGACCGGGCUCUGGGGUUGUGCUCCGAGGACAACAAAGAUCUGGAGCUUGACAUCAUCCCUGCCAGCCUGACGCACACAGAUCCAGAGGUCAACCUCAGUGACCCCGACCACGAGGUCAACGAGGAGAAGAAAAAAUCUGCCCGAAAGAAAGAAUACAUCAUGGCCGAGCUACUGCAGACGGAGCGAGCAUACGUGAGGGACCUUCAGGAGUGCUUGGAGACCUUCUUGUGGGAGAUGACCAGCGGGAUGGACGAGAUUCCGCAGGGAAUUGCCAACAAAGAGCACGUCAUCUUUGGGAAUAUUCAGGAGAUCUACGAUUUCCAUAACAAUAUUUUCCUGAAAGAGCUGGAGAACUAUGAGCAGCUCAUUGAGGACGUGGGCCACUGUUUUGUCACAUGGGCUGAUAAGUUCCACAUGUAUGUCACCUACUGCAAAAACAAACCGGACUCCAGCCAGCUCAUCCAGGGACAAGCGGGCAGAUUCUUCGACGAGAUCCAGAGGAGGCACGGGCUCGCCAACUCGAUCUCCUCCUACCUCAUCAAGCCUGUGCAGCGCAUCACCAAAUACCAGCUGCUGCUCAAGGAGUUGCUGACGUGCUGUGAGGAGGGGAAAGGGGAGAUUAAGGAGGGCCUGGAGGUGAUGCUGAGCGUUCCCAAGCGCGCCAACGACGCCAUGCAUGUGAGCAUGCUGGAGGGUUUUGAUGAGAACCUGGCGGUUCAGGGCGAGCUGAUCCUGCAGGACACGUUCCAGGUGUGGGACCCCAAAUCGCUGAUCCGCAAAGGUCGCGACCGUCACCUCUUCCUCUUCGAGAUCUCCCUCGUCUUCAGCAAAGAGAUGAAGGACUCCUCAGGGCGCACAAAAUACGUCUAUAAAAGCAAACUGCUGACUUCAGAGCUGGGUGUGACAGAACACAUAGAGGGUGACCCGUGCAAAUUUGCCCUUUGGGCCGGACGCACCCCGACCUCGGACAGCAAAACCAUCCUGAAGGCAUCCAGCAUGGAGGUGAAGCAGGAGUGGAUCCGGAACAUCCGGGAGGUGAUCCAGGAGAGGACGGUGCACCUGAAAGGGGCGCUGAAGGAGCCCAUCCACGUGCCUAAAACCCCAGCCAGGCAGCGCAGCAUCAGUAAGAGGGAAACCACCGAAGACGCCGACAGUCAGGGUGAUGCCAGCAGCCAGCCGGACACGAUCUCCAUCGCUUCCCGGACCUCACAAAACACAGUGGACAGUGACAAGCUGUCGGGCGGUUGCGAGCACACCGUAGUGCUGCAGGACUUCACGGCAGGUGCGGCGGGAGAGAUGAGUGUGCAGGCGGGCCAGACGGUGGAGCUGCUGGAGCGACCCGGGGAGCGGCCCGGCUGGUGUCUGGUCCGCACCACUGAGCGCUCGCCGCCCCAGGAGGGCCUGGUGCCCAGCAGUGCCCUCUCUGUCUCACACUCGCGCAGCAGCGUCGACAUGGACUGCUUCUUCCCUGCCGGCAAAGAGAACUAUCCAGUGGGCAGUACAGAUGUGAAGUCGGAGUCAUCGUCAUCCCUGCAGCCCCAGGUGUCCGUCAGCUCCCUGCCCAGCAGCUCGGCCGGUCCCAAGCGCUCCGGGACGACCGGGAACACGCUGAAGAAGUGGCUGACGAGCCCCGUGCGGCGGCUGAGUCACGGUAAGGGCGACAACGCCAACGCCAAGAAGCCCAACAGCAAGCAGCGCAAGCGGGACGGCCGCAAGAGCGUGGACCUGGGACCCCAGCCCGAGGACAGCGCGGAGGAGAGAGGGAGAAGAGGCGUGAACAGCGGAGGAGAGGAAGAGGCUGAAGACGAUCCCCACACACCUCUGCCUCCCCCGAUGGAGAUCAUUAAAGAUCCUUCUGCUCAGGAGGAGAAGACUCCGGAGCCUGGCUCUUUCCCAUCGUUUGGCAGUGUGGCCGUAUCCGAUCAAACACCUCGGGAUCCAGAAACAGAAAAGAAGAACAAAGCUCUGAGGGGACGCAUGUUCGUACUGAACGAGAUGGUGCAGACGGAGAAGGACUAUGUGAAAGACCUGGGUAUAGUGGUGGAGGGUUUUAUGAGGAGGGUUACAGAGAAAGGUGUCCCGGAAGACAUGACGGGGAAAGAUAAAAUCGUUUUCGGGAACAUCCAUCAAAUCUAUGACUGGCACAGAGAGUUUUUCAUGGGAGAACUGGAGAAAUGCGUACAAGACCAAGACAAGCUGGCUGAACUUUUCAUCAAACAUGAGCGGCGGCUGCACAUGUAUGUGAUUUACUGUCAGAACAAACCUCGCUCUGAGUUCAUAGUUGCGGAAUAUGACACGUACUUUGAGGAGGUGAAACAGGAGAUCAACUCCAGGCUGUCCAUUAGUGACUACCUAAUCAAACCCAUUCAGCGAAUCACCAAAUAUCAGCUCCUGCUCAAGGACUUUUUAAAAUACAGUUCGAAGGCAGGAUUGGACUGUCAGGAAAUAGAGAAAGCGGUUGACCUGAUGUUUCUGGUGCCCAAACGCUGCAAUGAUAUGAUGAACCUGGGUCGGCUUCAGGGUUACGAGGGUAAACUGACGGCUCAGGGAAAGCUUCUUCAGCAGGACACGUUCUUCGUGACGGAGCAAGACUCGGGUGUCCUGUCCCGCAGCAAAGAACGCAGAGUCUUCCUCUUUGAGCAGAUCGUCAUCUUCAGUGAGCUCCUGCGCAAAGGUUCUGCCACCCCAGGAUACCAAUUCAAGAGGAGUAUCAAGGUGAGCUAUCUGAACAUGGAUGGGCAGGUGGAAGGCGACCCUUGUAAAUUCGUGCUGUCGUGCCGUGGGUCGUCCGAGAGGCUCACGCUCCAGGCGGCUAACGUGGACAUCAAGCAGGAGUGGGUGCGCAGCAUACGGGAACUGCUGGACCUGCAGAGUAGCUUCCUGACUGCACUCCAGAACCCACUGGAGUACCAGAAGAAGGAGUCGGGUUCCCUGAGCCGCCAGGCAUCCAGCAGUAGCCGCUCCUCCUCCUCGCACUCCUCCACCCCGCUCAAACCCGCCUCUUCAACCCACGACAGCCCCGCCCACAAGCCCAGCAAGCAUCAAGAGGAGGAGCUGGAUGAAGCAGAGUGUAACGGCUUAUCAUCAGUCCUGGUGACGCAGGACUACAACGCCGUAAAGGAGGAUGAGAUUUGUGUGGUGGUAGGAGAGAAGGUGCAAAUCCUGGCGUCUAAUCAGCAGAACAUGUGCCUGGUGUAUCGUCCUGCCAACAGCCAAUCACCCGCGGCAGAGGGCUGGGUGCCGGGACAUGUGCUCUCCUCAACCCAAUAAAACCAAGCCCCCACCCUCCUCCCUCCCACCCACAUAAUAAAGCCCUAUGGUCACCACUAACCAGUCAGCAUUCACCUUUCAGUUUUACAACAGUGGACCCUAUGCCAGGAAGACACGCCAGUCGUACUCUUCUUGAGAUCUUAUUGGCUAAGUAAACAGGAAGUCUGCCUGUCCCAUCUCUUACUGCAGUACUGUUAUGAACUGGAGAUGCACACUAAGUUAGACUUGGAUGUGACAUCAUUUCCUACUGUUGAUAUGGGUAAAAACAAACAAAAAAGGAAAUUAAUGAAAUAUAUUAUAUUAAUAAUAAUAAUAAAGAUUGUGUUGUAUAGAGAGGAACUCGAGGUGAAAUUGUUAGUGCAUUAAGUGUGGAUGUUUUUUGAAUGUUGGUGUUCUGCCGUUUUUCAUGGACUUUCUGCAUUGCUCUGGAGUGCGCUGUUCCCUUCAGACAGACUCCUGUUUCUCUCUUCUCUAUACCAUGUUGUUUGCACACUGUGUACUAUAUUUUGUUGUGAUAAGAUUCUUUUUUUAAAGGCUUUAAAGAAUAUCUUCUUUAUGAUUUACAGAUACAAAAUAUGGCAUUUAGAUUUUUUUUACUGACUCAAUCUCCUGUAGAAAAACCUCCUGCACUUUUCAAAAUACAAAUGUAUCGAAAGGACACCAAGUUGUGCAAUAUCACACGCCACAAUGCUCAUCAUUGAACCUUUAAUGUAACUAAGAAUUUUAAAUGUAUUAUUCUGUAUUAUUUUAAAUUUGUACAUAAUAUUUUUGACAUUGCCAUGAUAGAAACAUACCAGAGGAAAUCUUAGCUGCUUACUCCUUCAAGGAUAAGAUAAAUUACGGUAGGUAACACUGCCUCUUCAGUUGGACAGUUAUUUUUACAUUCAGCAUCUUCAGAUUUAGUAUGUAUGAAUCAUCUAGAUCAUACCAGGAUGAAAUGUUUACUAAAAUUAGUUAAAGUCAGUGUUGUGGAUGGAAGACCUUUAUAAUUGUCUGUUUCUGCUUUAGCAGGGUUGGGUGGCCUCACUGGGGUAGCUCCCUCCUGCAGACGUUUAUGUGUACAGGAAAAAAUAAAUAAAACCCAGCAGGAAUCUCACUUGUUAAUCUCUGGAAUGUGCUUCAUAAUAAAGCUGGCAGUUUUUCAUCUUGGA